AUGAGGACCUCGAGCGUCUCCUUUCAAACCCACAGAACACGAAUCUGGUUUUUGGCUUCUUCUACACUCCAGUUUCAGAAACUCAAUCCCCAUGAAAACCCACUUCAGAAUGAGCAACAGUCCAGCUAUUUCGAUGGGAAAUGGGUUUUUGACGAUUCAACACACCCUUUUUAUAAAGAAGACGAAUGUGAAUUUCUCACAGAACAGGUUACAUGUAUGAAAAAUGGGAGAAAAGAUUCUAUGCAUCAGAAGUGGAGGUGGCAGCCUAAAGACUGUAAUUUGCCAAAUUCCAGGUAUAGAGAUGAAUACAAGGGUCACAGGAGGAUAAGUCGCAACAGUAGCAGGGACAGAAGUAGGUCUCCUCCACGUAGGAGUAGGUCACCUUCUAGAAGCAGAAGCCCUGAAGGAGGAGGAAAUGAGAAAGCAUCAGCAUCAUCACCCUAUUCCCAUGGUAGAGCUGAUUCCAGAAGCCCUUUGCAGCGUUCUAAUUCCGAUGGUUUGCCUGGACCAAUGGGGUUGAUGAGUACUAGUCAUUUGGAACAAGAAGCUGCAGUGCUUGCUUUGUCAACUUUGAUGACCAUAGCUCCUGCAGAAGUUUAUGCAGAAUUUGAAAAGAGGAGGCACGUGAGGUGCAACUUAAUGAGGAAGACAACCAAUAGGGUUAAUUCUUCCAGAAUCUAACACAGCUGGAAGAAGGCCGUGGAUACUUUCAUUUCGACUUGGUUGUACAAAUAGGUUAUAUAGUUAGGUAAAACCUCUUAUUAGCAAUGUACAAUUAGAUCCCUUUAAUAUCAAUGUAUUACAAUGUAAUCUAUUUUUGUAUGACAUUAACUUUUGUG
This is a messenger RNA of Lactuca saligna, 839 nucleotides long. Lineage: Eukaryota; Viridiplantae; Streptophyta; Magnoliopsida; Asterales; Asteraceae. The record is from the annotation of a GenBank genome assembly.